AUGAGAGAAGUUGAGUUCGCCAUCAAAACGGGCUUCAUCUCGGCCGAGCGACUUCCGGCGUGCCAAAAAUUGUGCUUACAUCACGGAGACGGCAUCUCCUUGGUUGCAGGCGACAAAACGCGAGAGCUGCAAGAAUACGUGCGGGCGAGGGGCACGUUGGUGGCAUCGCUGGCAGAAAACCCACCGCCUGAAGAUAUUAAGACAACAGUCUUCAUGAAGGAGUACGGCCAUGGGCAAUUCGGGAAGAGGAACCCGCCAAGAUUGGACAGGCGCUCCUUGGGAGAGGAGGGCAGUACUGAUGCUCCUGCUGUAGCACAGCCCCUUGACACCGGCGCGAACAGCAAACCCGAACCCAUGGACUUAAGCUCCGUCGAGAGCUUUGUUCGUUGGUACGGAUCAUAUGCACUUAGGCACUACCAUCGUGUAUGUCCCUCAAGAGACCUCGAAAAGUAG
Messenger RNA from Phytophthora nicotianae INRA-310, 453 nucleotides. RefSeq lists its product as hypothetical. The record is from RefSeq and is a predicted model, not a curated record. Lineage: Eukaryota; Oomycota; Peronosporomycetes; Peronosporales; Peronosporaceae. The coding region runs from base 1 to 453 and encodes 150 amino acids. The transcript is spliced from 2 exons.